This is a messenger RNA of Colletotrichum lupini, 159 nucleotides long. RefSeq lists its product as uncharacterized. NCBI's taxonomy places the organism in Eukaryota, Fungi, Ascomycota, Sordariomycetes, Glomerellales, Glomerellaceae. The annotation marks the transcript as partial. The transcript has a single exon. The record is from RefSeq and is a predicted model, not a curated record.
AAUACGUUAACGGCGGGUAUUAUAAAAAUUAGCUUUGGCCUAAGUAAAGAAAUCGUCGCUUUAGGUAUAAUAAAAAUAAAAACGCACUUUAGAAUAAUAACUUUCUAUAUUUUACUUAUUAAUACCCCAUUUCUCUUAUAUUCAAAAGAUAUAAAUUAA